Messenger RNA from Rhagoletis pomonella (apple maggot), 4459 nucleotides. RefSeq lists its product as uncharacterized. The record is from RefSeq and is a predicted model, not a curated record. The transcript has 2 exons. Lineage: Eukaryota; Metazoa; Arthropoda; Insecta; Diptera; Tephritidae. The coding region runs from base 591 to 4454 and encodes 1287 amino acids.
UUUAUAUGCACAUUCGCAUGAGCUUUUGCAAUUAACCGUUUGCGCAUCGAGAACGAUAGGUUUAUGUAGUUCUGAGCGCGCAUAAUUGAAGCUGUUAGCCGUCGUCAAGCAAAGAAGUAGGACACACUGCGAAAUAAACCAGCCUUUGCGCCAAUCCAGCCCGAUUAAGGUUAAAUUCGCAAGCGUUUUUAUUAACUGAGAACGACGGUUAACAUCUUUAUUUCGCAGUAAAUCGGCAAAAUAUCUUUGGAGUUUGCGUAUACAGUAGCAUCUACGCUCGUAGCAGUGGCAGUUUUCCUGCAUAGGGUCUACAGCAGUUCGGAGCGACUUUGCCAUACGUCGAACUUCGGCCUUAAUACGUACUGACUUGUCAUCGUGAAUUGCCUGCAAGAUGACACGCGAUCCUCCACGCCGAGUCACUCGCUCAAAUACGGAAAGCGACUCCAAUGUCGACGCCGAUGCAGCCGCAGGUGAAAGGAACACCACUGCAGUAAACCAGACUUCUGCCGCCGAAACAUGUGUUACUGCGACCACCAGCGGAGCCCCAGCUAGGGGCGCUUCCGCAACAUUCGUAGCUGCUAGUAUCCCAGAUGGUAGCGAUACAGCUCCCACUGCGGCCGGAUCCAUUAAGGCCAGGCAGAGAGCCGAGUGAAGCCGCUCCUGCCGCUGUAGGAGCCACGAAGAAUUUGCCAGCCAGGGAACCUAGCAACGCCGCUCCCACUGCUGCCGGAGCUAUUAAGAUCGUCACAUCCAGGGAAUCCAGAGACGCCGUUUCUGGUGCAGCCGGAACUGUUAAGGUUGCCCCAGCCAGGGAACCCAGUGUUGCCGCUCCCAAUGCCACCGGGGCAAUUAAGAAGGUUCCCGCAUCCAAGACUGCCGCAGCUCCCACAAGCUCGUCGUCUAUUGUCACAUCUCGACAAGAAAGUGACCUUCUGGCCAUGGAAAGACAAAUCGCCCUGCUGGAAAGGGCUUUGAAGGAACGUGAUAUACAAAACGAGAUUCUGAAAGUGGCGCUCCAGAAUAACGGUGGUACCGGUAGUAGCGCAGCGUCUGUAUGCGCUGACGUCGCCACACAGCGGUCGCCCGCGUUGCCAUCGACGCAACCGUUAUCCGUGCAGCCGGUAACUGUACAUGCAAAUACGGGACCAACAUUCGCCGACAUCCGCUAUUCGCUUCCAGCCAGUACAGCUACUGUGUAUAGCUCAGCCAACGGGACAUCGGCCACUUGCAGCACCUCAUCGAUAGCAGGUAACCAAUACGAUGCUUCAACCGUUCCCGCCGGUGUACAAACCUCUCACCACUCAUCCAAUGUGACAUUUCAACCCGUUUCUGCCAACAUAAGUCAAGGGAAUAUGCAGUUCAUGUCAAACGGCUCGAUCAUGCCAAGAAAAAUUAUUGAUUUACCAGAUUUCAGUGGAAGGGCUGAAGACUGGCCUAUAUUCCACACAGCCUUUGUGGAGUCAACUGCAGCUUACGGCUACAGCAACUUCGCAAAUAACCAGAGGCUACGGAAGUGUUUAAAAGGCGAGGCGCGUGAAGUGGUGAAAUCUCUGCUGAUUCACCCCAGCAAUAUCAGCUGCAUCAUCGAACAGUUGCAAUUCAGAUUUGGUCGGCCGGAGCAACUUAUACGCAGUCAGCUGGCCCAAGUACGUGAGAUCGGCCCUAUAUCCGAAAAUGCAGUCGGGAAACUGAUUCCGUUUGCCACGAAGGUGAGGAACAUUUGUGCUUUCCUUCAGUCUGCCAAUGGUGAACAUCAGCUUUCUAAUCCGACACUCCUCGAUGAGCUAACUUCCAAACUACCAACAAGCAAGCGAGUCGAGUGGGCUAUGGUUGCUGCUAAAGUACAGCCUCGGGCUACAGUGAUGCACUUCAGUGAAUGGCUAAAUUCACUUGCCAACGUGAUCUGUACCAUUUAUGAUGAAGAGCCCGGACGUGAUUCGAAGCGCCGAGUAGUCCUGCACGUCGACCAAAAACAACAGAUACGAAGGUGCCCAAUAUGCCAGGGCGCCCACAAAGCGUUUGAGUGCAAAUGCUUCAUUGAUGCAACAGUGGCAGACCGAUGGAGGGAGGCCAAAUCACGACGCUUAUGCUUCGCGUGCCUUCACGCUGGUCACGCUACACGAGAUUGCCAUCGACGAAAACAAUGCGCUAUCAAUGGAUGCCCCAGAAUGCACCAUAAACUGCUACACGAGGCCUCCAACAACAACACGCAGCCAGCACCAUCUCCAAGUAACGCAAGGGACGCAGAAGCGCAGUCAGCGCAACGUCAACAACACGAUAGCAGCCACUCGUCAACUCAACGAGUACUCCAACGCCAGCCUGCGAACGACGCAGAAGCCGCUGUCCUCAGCUGCUCCGCUGACGUAUGUGAAGGAAGACUUCUCUUUCGUAUUCUUCCAGUCACUUUGCAUGGAAGAAACAAGCGCGUCGAUACAUAUGCACUGCUGGACGAAGGUUCCUCAGUCACGAUGCUAGAUGAGGCACUCGCCCAAGAGCUGGGUCUGCAUGGGAAACAACAGCGCCUCAGCAUACAAUGGGUUGGUGGACGGUCAGCCCAAGAGCCUUCAGUUGUGGUGGACUUAUUUAUAAAUGGCCGUGGUAUGGAUAAAAAGCACAAGCUUCGGAACGUAUAUGCGGUGUCGAACCUACAGUUACCCUCGCAAAGCUUAUCCAGAGCUGACUUGCACAGCGACGAAAAGUACUUGCGUCAGUUGCCGGUUCAGCCAUACACCGGGGUGAUGCCAAAACUUCUAAUCGGCCUCGACCACUGCCACUUAGGUUUGCCAUCAACUACGUUGAGGAUGAGGGCAAAUGGUCCGUUUGCCGCCAACACUGAACUGGGCUGGGUGGUGUUUGGGCCAACCAGCAAAAGCCUGUCAGCAAAGCCUUCGUGCCUACUAGUCAAUAACGUGACGGAUGAGUCGCUGCAUGAGCUGGUUGAAAACUACUUCGCCGUUGAAAGUUUCGGGGUGCGGCCGUCACCGCCAAUCGAAAGCGCAUCAGACAUUCGCGCAAGGUCUAUUUUGAGUUCGGUCACACGCCGUGUUGGGGGCAGGUUUCAAACCGAUCUCAUCUGGAAGCGAGACGACGUCCAUCUGCCUAACAGCUACUCCAUGGCAUUAAGGAGAUUAGUGGGUGUCGAGAAGCGCAUGGGUCGAGACGCAAACUUCGAAGCAGCGUAUAAGGCAACGAUGGAGUCAUACAUCGAAAAGCGUUAUGCGCGUAAGCUUGAACCAGCGGAAGCAUCGAUGGUGACGUCUCGCACCUGGUACUUACCACAUUUCGCUGUGGUGAACCCUAACAAGCCAUCGAAGCUUCGAAUGGUGUUUGACGCCGCGGCCGAGGUCAACGGAGUUUCUUUGAACUCUAUGCUGCUAAAGGGUCCUCAAGAGUACCGGCCUCUGCCAUCGAUUCUCUUUCAUUUCCGCGAAGGAGCAGUUGGCGUAUCGGGUGACAUUAAGGAAAUGUUUCACCAGUUGGUGAUGCAGCCUGAAGACAGAUGCGCCCAGCGGUUUCUCUGGCGCGACGGUGACUCUCGAAGACAACCCAACGUGUACGAGAUGUGCGUCAUGACGUUUGGUGCCGUUUGCUCGCCAUGCGCAGCGCACUACGUCAAGACGCGAAACGCACAUGAACAUCACCAUAACUCCACAAGCCGAGCAAUAAAAGCAAUUCUGGACUACCACUACGUGGAUGACUUCGUGGAUAGCUUCGACACCCUUGAGGAAGCUAUCUCCAUCGCUCAAGAAGUUCGAGCUAUCCACCUGGACGCCGGAUUUGAGCUCCGGAAUUUCACCUCCAAUUCGCCAGAGGUACUUGCGGCUUUGGGUGGCGCUGCAUCUACCAAACCGAUUUCAAGCAAAGACGGCCUGGUGACUGAGAAGGUACUCGGUCUUUACUGGCAGCCGUCAACAGACAAGUUCAAAUUUAACUUGCAAUUUAACAAAGUCGACCCAGAGCGCCCAACCAAACGGGAACUCCUUAGCGUGGUCAUGUCGGUUUUCGACCCGCUAGGUUUUCUAAGCCACUUCGUUAUCGGCGCUAAAUUGCUUAUGAGAGAGGUGUGGAAACAAAAUAAGCGCUGGGAUGAACCACUGCCCGGCAACGCUGUAACUGUGUGGGGACGAUGGCGUAGUCAAUUGCCAGCCGUCACCGAGUACGCCGUUCCCAGAUUCUACUUCGGCAAUGGUAAGCUACAAUAUCUACAGCUCCACAUCUUUGUUGACGCCAGCGAAGACGCCUUUGCCGCUGUCGCUUACUGGAGAGCGACCAACUGCCAGAACGAGGUGAGUGCCAGCUUCGGCUGCGCGAAAAAUAAGUGCGCUCCUCUGAAACCGCUCACGGUACCGCGGCUAGAACGCGGUACAAGCUGUUUGUGCAGCACCACGUGGCUGAAAUAUUGGCCGCCACAAACGCCUCGAACUGGAAGUGGAUACCUACUGCAGAGAACGUAGCCGAC